Leptosia nina is the source of this 1839-nucleotide messenger RNA. The record is from the annotation of a GenBank genome assembly. Lineage: Eukaryota; Metazoa; Arthropoda; Insecta; Lepidoptera; Pieridae.
AUGGCGGAAGAAGACGAAAUUGAUAUUCUUGGAGAUUUUUCUUUUAAUUCCUGCUUUGCUCAAAAUAACCAAGGAAUCCCCUCAUGUUCUAGCAGAGAAGACACUGUACAUCCACAAUGGUUGUUAGAUUCUCCAGCUCCAAACUGGUAUGAUACCAAGACUAAUAAUAGGUCUAAAGAGGGACCAUCUCGAAAGCUCUCUGGAACAAAAGCUUGUAAAACAGAAAAUGAAUUAAAACAUACUGUAUGGAGUCAUGAAGAAAGAGAGAUUCUUAAAAAGGAAAUGGUUAAACAUGGAAGGAAUGUUAAAGCAAUUUCACAAUCAUUAACAUCAAAAACCUGUGCAGAAAUUGAGGCUUUAAUUCAAGCAGAGCAUGGUAUUCAUUUGGAUACAGUGCAGGAUCAUGAUAAUCCAAAUCUUUUACCUUAUGUUGGUCAAGAAGAGAUUGUCACAGAUGACAUAGUCUCUAUAUCAGAUGUUAUUACAAUGGUAACCACUGCCUCUCCAACAGUAACAUUACCUAAAGAAUUUAUUAGAAAGAAGACUAAUUUACAUACCAAAUUUGGUGACAAUUCCAACUUGGACAGUUUAAAACAGAAAGAAAAGAUGAAAACUGUUAAAAAAAUUGGCAAUCAUAGGAGAAAGGUAUCUAAGAACUAUGAUAAGACUACUGUUAGAAAUAAAAGCAAAGAGUUGAAAUCUCCAGCAAGGCAGAGAAAUGACUCUAGUUUGUCUGAGGAUAGUACAAAGAUGAGUCCCAAAUUGCAAAUUGUAUUGGGAUCUGGGCAAGCUUUACAUGUUUCUGAAGGGGAAGAAGUUAUUAAAAUUGAAAAGAAGAAAGACUCUGAACAAGAGAGUGAUAUAGAGAUUGACAUAGAUAGUGAUACAGAGCAAUUGCCUAGGAAUUUCACUAAUGCUACCACAAGAGUGCCAGAAUUGGCUAAGACUCCCAUAGAUGAGCCAAUAAGAAAACUUGAUUUCCCAAAGCGAAGAAGAAAAAUUAAUUUGAAUGGUGGUGGAGGUUACCGGAUUUUGCACACUGAAGCUGGAGAUGUGUAUGAAAUCAGUACCGAACCCCGUAAAGAGAGGCAACCUCGGAAACCUACUAUACAGCUCAACAUUUGCAAACAAUAUGGAAUCGAUAAACCAGCACCUUGUGAGAUCGAAUUAAAUGUAUCAGUAUUACUCAGUAUGGACAUUCACGCACAUACAUCACAAGCCGAGGUAAUGGGCCUUAUUGGUGGACGGCAAGUGGCGUCGGGAGUACUGAUGUGCGCAUACGCAGUUGCCAGAGCAGCUGCUAACAGUACUCACUGCGAUAUGGACCCUGUAUCGCAAGCGGCCGCCGGCGAGCACCUGACGUCACAAGGUCUAACUGUGUGCGGCUGGCACCACUCCCAUCCUCAUUUCCCUGCGCUACCUUCUCAUCGAGACCUAAAUACCCAGCGGUCUCUUCAGGCUGCGCUUGAGUGGCAGAUCCCAUUCUUCGCACUCCUUACCUCGCCUGCUUCUGCACCGCAUUUUAGGUGCUUUCGUGUUGAAGACAUGGAAGAAGACACAGACACGCCAAUAGGGUAUGAGCUAGAUGUCAAAGUUGUUCCAGAUCUCACAUUGGAGAGUCUGUCACAUUAUGUACAUGGUUUGAAAGACCUAUUGCUUGGUGUAGAAAGAACAGAGCACAGCGUUGAUAUGAAUAAUGGUGUCUGUCCUCAUACUGGCGUCAGUUACUUGGAUAAGUGUGUUUGGAGUGUUUCGCGUCAUAUGCGUUCAGCCGGCUACGGUACAGAAGAUCUCGUAGUUAAACAACUCAUACAAAAUGUGCGUGAUAUAUUUAGAUAA